This is a messenger RNA of Bactrocera neohumeralis, 775 nucleotides long. RefSeq names its product homeobox protein GHOX-7. Gene Ontology annotation, molecular function: DNA-binding transcription factor activity, RNA polymerase II-specific; RNA polymerase II transcription regulatory region sequence-specific DNA binding. The coding region runs from base 197 to 775 and encodes 192 amino acids. Gene Ontology annotation, biological process: embryonic morphogenesis; regulation of transcription by RNA polymerase II. NCBI's taxonomy places the organism in Eukaryota, Metazoa, Arthropoda, Insecta, Diptera, Tephritidae. The record is from RefSeq and is a predicted model, not a curated record. The transcript has 2 exons. Gene Ontology annotation, cellular component: nucleus.
GCUACAAACACUGUAUGGCAAAGAGGGAUGGCAUAUAAACCCAUGGAUGUCCAGCUAAACACAGAGUUACUAUCCUCGAAGAUCCUUAAAAAGGCACAGCAUUCGCAAAGACCGUUUCAGUACAAUUUUAUUUGCAAACUCGUCAAGAUCAAAGGAAUAUUUUCAGCUAGCCUAUUUAUCUUCAGCAAUCGUGAAUAUGAGCGACUUUAGCAUUGAUUAUAUACUGCAUCGUGCGGGCGAAAGAUAUAUUGGCACAAAUGCUUCGAUUGGCAUUGUGGAGCGCAUUAAAUUGGAGGAACAGCACCGGCGCCAACGCGAAGCUUACGAAACUUAUCAAGCCGGCGUAGCCGUUGAGUUGGCUAAUAUGGCCGCUGGUGUUGUGGACGCAACGAUGAGCGCAUUCAAUCAUGAGAGUGUGGCGCAAAUGCCCAUGUUCGAUUGGUUACAGUAUACGCGCUAUCAUCCGCCGCGUUUGCCACGCACAUUACGUCAACCAAUCGCCAAACGCACGCCCGGACGUCUGCCACGCAUCCCUUUCACACCCGCCCAACUGGAAGCACUGGAAAGUGCCUAUCGCACAGCCAACUACUUGAGCGCGGAAGAAGCUAAUCAGCUGGCCGAGACGUUAGAGUUGACUAAUACUCGUGUUAAAAUUUGGUUUCAAAAUCGACGCGCACGUGAGCGACGCGAAAAACGCGAGCGAGAUGAGAGUUAUGAGUCCACUAUCUCAUCAAAUGCUUCGAGUCCCGAACCGCAAAGUGAUAUUGUGCUAUAA